CCGUCUUACAUAGCCUAUAGAUACUAAGCUAUGCAGAAUAAAAUACUACUGCUUGCUAGCUAGCUAUUUAUGUUGCUUGGUUGCACGUAAAGUAUCAAUAUACCUGGUUUGUUCUGGAUUCGAAUGAAUGGAACCUUGGGCGUGUCAGGGUGUCUUUUUUUACAAGAUGGAUUUUGGCUCGCAAGCUAAUUAAUCGGCAACAAACACAAACUAAUCACUGGUCAGAAUAAGCAAAAAUGAAGAGAAAUAAAGGUAAAAUAAACACCACCGAAAAGGAGUUUUUGUUCGAGUUCACAGCCGGGAAGCAGCGCUACGCUCUGACUGUUCCGCUGCAGUUCCCGGUGGCGGAAAACGUCAGCGACCUGCACGGGAGGCUGAUGCUUCUACACAAAAUGCCUUGUUUCAUUGAGAACGACCUGAAGAGUGCCCUUUGCAGCUUCAUCGAGAGAGAAACGAUUCAGGAUUACGACAGAGACGCAGAGUUAGCCUUGCAGAGACUCGCAGCCGGAGAAGUGGACACUGACCAGCUCACAAAUGCCUGGGCGCGGGCCUACUGUGAUACUACGCUGGAGCACGCCAGGCCUGAGGAGCCCAGCUGGGACGAGGACUUUGCGGACGUGUACCACGAGCUCAUCCAUUCGCCGGCCUCCGACACCCUGCUCAACCUGGAGCACAACUACUUCCUCAGCAUCUCCGAGCUCAUCAGCGAGCGCGACAUGGAGCUGAAGAAGCUGCAGGAGAGACAGGCGGUAGAAAUGGACAAAGUCAUGCAGGAGUUGGGCAAGACGGCGAGCGACCAGGAUGUGAACGUGAUGGCCUCACAACACUUCGAUGCCCAACAGGUGUUGGAGAAUAAAUGGGCCAGCGAGCUCAAACAGGUGACGGGUAUCCAGAAGCAGGAGUAUCAGGAGUGGGUGAUCAAAUUGCACCAGGACCUUCAGAACCCCAACAACAGUAAAAUAAAUGAGGAGAUCAAGGUGCAGCCCAGCCAGCUGACGGAGGUGGAGGAGCCGGGAGACAGACUCUUCGAGGAGCAGCAACAGCUGGAGGAGAGCUUCACCAUCCACUUAGGAGCGCAGCUGAAGACCAUGCACAACCUGCGGCUGGUGCGCGCGGACGUGCUGGACUUCUGCAAACACCGUCGCCACGGCAGCGGCGGGGUGAAGCUGCGUCGCCUGCAGACGGCGCUCUCGCUCUACUCGUCCUCGCUCUGCGGCCUGGUGCUGCUGGUGGACAACCGCGUCAACUCCUACAGCGGCAUCAAGAGAGACUUUGCCACCGUGUCUAAGGAGUGCACGGACUUCCACUUCCCCCGGCUUCAGGAGCAGCUGGAGAGGGUCCAGCAGGUGGUGCUGUACGCCCGGGCACAGAGGAGCAGCAAGCAGAGGGACCAGCCCGAGGUCCCCAGAAACGGAGCCAGCGAGGAUAAAGCCAAAAACCUUGAAAGAAACCCUGCAAACAUCCUACCAGGCGAGUUCUACGUCUCCCGGCACUCAAACCUGUCCGAGGUGCAUGUGGUGUAUCACCUCUGCGUGGACGACAACGUCCGCUCGGGCAACAUCAGCGCCCGCGACCCCGCCAUCAUGGGGCUGAGGAACAUCCUGAAGGUCUGCUGCACCCACGACGUCACCACCAUCACUGUCCCCCUGCUGCUGGUGCACGACAUGUCCGAGGAGAUGACCAUACCCUGGUGCCUGAAGAGAGCCGAGCUGGUCUUCAAAUGUGUGAAAGGUUUCAUGAUGGAAAUGGCGUCCUGGGACGGAGGUGUCUCGCGGACGGUCCAGUUCCUGGUUCCGCAGAGUAUCUCUGAUGAGAUGUUCUACCAGCUGAGCAACAUGCUGCCCCAGAUCUUCAGGGUCUCCUCCACCCUCACGCUGACCUCCAAACGCUGACGCAGCGGACCACGCCCCGGAGACCCACCCCGCCCCCUCCGACCAAUGGGAAACAUCCUCCUCAAACCCGCCUCGAUACCCCCCAUCCACGGUCAUGCGUGAGACGGGGCGGGUCCUGCUACGAUGGCUGCGUUUUUACUGAUCCCUGUGGUAGUGUUUGUAAGUCUGCCUUGCAUCUCUGAGCGAGCUUCCUCACUCCUGCCCCCCGUAUCAACGCCAUCGCAGCGAUACCGGUCGCCCGCCGUGCCGCUGUCCUGGCAUUUACGGUUCCACAGAGGAGGGAGCUAUCUGCAAUGCAGAGGCUUUCCGAGCUCUGCAGUGGGAAGUGUUCUUGGUAACACAUGCGUGGAAUCUUUGAAGAAAAAAAAAAAAAAAAUGUUUUAACAAAAACUUUUCUCAACUUCCCUCUGAACCUUCCAAGAAAUCUGGAUGAUCCGUUCACCAGAGAGCUGUCCAGUGUAACUACCCUGUUUGUUUGUUCGCUGCCCGAUGCGAACACUUGGUUAAAAAGGCAAAUUUUUGCUGAUGCAGACACCACAAGCACUCUCGUGUCUCUGCUGCAUUGCAGUGCAUUACUUAUUUGACCAGUGCUGGAGAAUCAACGUUCCCCUUUUUGUCCACCAGAGUGCAGUAUUCUCAACAGAGACAGAUGCAGUUGUAGCAAUUUUGGACAAUGUCUAGUUAUGUUCCUCUCGUCAUUGAGCGUUUCAUCGUGCUGCUUUUGUGUUUCUUGAAUAAAGAGUUCACUGAAGUUAAA
Molecule: messenger RNA, 2649 nt
Organism: Conger conger (European conger)
Lineage: Eukaryota; Metazoa; Chordata; Actinopteri; Anguilliformes; Congridae
Gene: ferry3
Product: chromosome 8 C12orf4 homolog
Exons: 14
Coding region: 237-1892 (551 amino acids)
Biological process (GO): regulation of mast cell degranulation
Cellular component (GO): cytoplasm
Source: RefSeq, a predicted model, not a curated record